AUGAACGAGGGUGAACAUAAGGAUGUGAAGUUGUGUCAGUGUCAGUGUUCAACUUACCCUGGUUGGUCCAAUGGGUGGUUCAAGAAGGAUUGCAACAGUGGAUGGGCGUUUGCCGCAGCUGGCGUCUUGGAAGGGGUCUAUAGCUGGAAAACUAAUCAGGAACCAGUGAGUUUUUCUAAGCAGGAACUAAUUGAGUGCGCCUACGAGGAUGGUUGCAAAGGUGGUGAUCCCUAUGUGGCGUUUCUUUACAUCGAAAAAUUUGGCAUCAGUAAAGCUAACGACUAUGGAUACCGUUACGCAUCGCGAAUGAGCUGUCACCGUACUUCCACUGUUUUCGAAGAAUUAUUUGGUCUUUUAUUCGAAUCACCGCGAUUUUAUUCUGCAUUUUAUAUUGAUCGUUUGUAUCCAGGGGGAAAAGCCAAUGCCAAGGAACUGAUGGAUCUCAUCGAAAAGUACGGCCCUAUUUGUGUACAUGUGUCAGUCGGAAAAAAAUUCAACGACUACGGCAAAUACUGGGCGCUCUCAUCAUCGGAUGUUCAAGUGCCGGGCGGUACCAGCCAUUCAGUAGUAGUGGUUGGUUUUGGAGGACCUGAUAACUCAAAAAAGCCCUACUGGAUUAUCCGCAACAGUUAUGGCUCGGACUGGGGUUCAUAUGGCUAUGGACUAUUGGAGCAAACGGAAGAUGCUAGCGAAAUUAAUCGAGAG
This is a messenger RNA of Rhagoletis zephyria (snowberry fruit fly), 705 nucleotides long. Lineage: Eukaryota; Metazoa; Arthropoda; Insecta; Diptera; Tephritidae. The record is from RefSeq and is a predicted model, not a curated record.